UAGGACACCCCUAUUAUGUGAAUGAAUGGUUAGAACCAGUGAUGGAGGAGUGUUAGUGUUGUUAGUGUUAUAUACAGUACUGAAUGACUUAAACAGUCAAACAUUGAUAUCAUAGUUACAGACAAAACAAUAAGUGAUUCAAACAUUAAUGACAUUUCCGUAGUGUUUAUGUUAUGUUUAAAAUGAAUUGUAAUGAAGUAGUGAUCCGAUAGUUAAGUCAAUUGUCACCAAACAGUACCGUACGGUCAGUGCAGUCAAUACAAGUGGUCAUCAGUGGCUAUGGAUAUCCUGCCGAGCGGUCAUAUAUUCAAAGAGCUUCAAGUGAUCCACGAAACGGGAUAUUUGUCCGCACAGUUGUCGUUGGAGGACAAGUGGCAGCAGACAAUGUUAGAAAUGGAUAGAUAUUUAAAAGACGAGCCAAAGAUUCGACACUUGGAUCAGUUCCCGUGUGAUCCGUGGGAUAUGUUCUCCAAACCAUUGAUGAUAGGAAAUCAAAGAAACGAAAUGAUAAUACCGGACAUCGAGAGUAAGUCGGACACUGAGGACGACAAGUCUUUACCACUGACUUUGUGUGGGACCGACAGUUGCGGUGAAGACCGGAUGAGUGUCUCUGAUCUCGAUAUUAAUGAGAAGAACUCGGAUUCGGGUCUGAGUUCAAGUGGCAGUAGUGUCAUAUCGUGGGACAGUUGUGUUAGUGAUGCGCACACCAUUGCGGCCAUAGUGUCGACAACUAUUAAACAACAACUUCAAUGUCAGCAUCAGAUAAAAUCAAAUACCAAAAGGACGAAAAACUCUUCUCCACGAAGAAAUAUAUCAAAGAUCUCUUCAGAAAACAAAAGUUCAGUUCAUUUGCAAAAUAGUCACUCCAGUCAUCAUGUGAUCCGUAAACGUAAUGCCGAAGAUGAAGACUCGGCCUCAACUCUAACGCCUCCGUCCUCUCCUGAGACCCAAUUGAAAGUGAAUUUGAUUAAUAGGACUGUAGAACAACAUCACAUCAGCGAAGGUGCAACUGUUCCGCUCACUAUAGUCACCACUGAAGCCAUACCAUUGAAUGACUCAGCUAUUGAUCGCGUCAUUGCUAUCUCAGCUUCGGCUUCACCUAAAACUGACAUCACUUCUGCCUCAUUAUCGACUGCAUCUCAAAGCAAUUCCCGAUCGAGAGGUCGCUUUGAAAUCAAUCCCGACUCGAAAAGGCGUAUUCAUAAGUGUCAGUUCAAUGGCUGCAAAAAAGUCUACACAAAAUCAUCACAUCUGAAGGCCCAUCAAAGGACGCACACAGGUGAGAAGCCCUACAAGUGCUCGUGGGAGGGCUGYGAAUGGCGUUUUGCCCGAUCCGAUGAAUUGACCCGACAUUUCCGAAAACACACGGGAAGUAAACCUUUCAAAUGCAGUCACUGUGAGCGGUGUUUCUCCCGUUCCGACCAUUUGGCUCUUCACAUGAAACGUCACCAAUGAUGACGGUGUCAUCAGUUGUGCCAUUCAUUCAAUCCAUUUAAUACAUUCAUUCAAAUCUUUAAAUGCACACAAAUAUUGCAAUACUUUUGCAAAUGAAUCAAACUCUCCGUUUUAGUCAACAUUUGAAAUCAUUUAUAAAACUAAUUGUUUGUCUCAUAUGAUGUCUUCGUGUAUCUCUUUUUUUUGYCAAACAGUGGUCACACAAGUAAUCAUUUAAUAAGCCAUUUGUUAAACAUAAACGCAAACAAGUGAUUGAAUGCCGACACGACUUUAUUAAAUAAUAUUUAAUAUAAUUAUA
Messenger RNA from Oppia nitens, 1753 nucleotides. RefSeq names its product Krueppel-like factor 6. NCBI's taxonomy places the organism in Eukaryota, Metazoa, Arthropoda, Arachnida, Sarcoptiformes, Oppiidae. Gene Ontology annotation, molecular function: DNA-binding transcription factor activity, RNA polymerase II-specific; RNA polymerase II cis-regulatory region sequence-specific DNA binding. Gene Ontology annotation, biological process: regulation of transcription by RNA polymerase II. Bases 280 to 1455 code for a protein of 391 amino acids. The transcript has 3 exons. The record is from RefSeq and is a predicted model, not a curated record.